UGGCAUCGCGUCGUGUUAGACGGGCGUUUGGCAUCGCGUCGUGUUAGACUGGCGUUUGGCAUCGCGUCAUGUUAGACGGGCGUUUGGCAUCGCGUCAUGUUAGACGGGCGUUUGGCAUCGCGUCAUGUUAGACGGGCGUGUGGUAUCGCGUCAUGUUAGACGGGCGUUCGGCGCCUCGUCAUGGUAGACGGGCGUUUGGCGUCGCGUCAUGUUACACGGGCGUUCAAUAAUGGACGAUAGCCAGACCGUGUUGAUGUUGCUCCUGUAUAAAGUCCUCAUCUACCCCUAAUACUAGUCGACCACUCUGGACUUGUCUGGGAAGACCUGCCUCUCCUCUACAUCAAAUCAGUGUGAGAAACUUGCUAGUAAACGUUUGUGCUAUUGACACUAAAUAAAUACUGCACUUUGACCCCCCCCCCCCCCACACCUCUUUAUCAGAUUCAUGAUAGUGUUCUUAGAAAAAGCGAGGGAAGAACGUGUGAUUCUCAGCCGUCGUUGGUAAUUAAUCUUCUUAGCUUCUGAAAUGGACUUAGUCGUGGGUUACUUUUCUAAAAAUGGAUGAAUGUUCACCACAGACAAUCAGAUACGGAGCAACGUCUCCAUGCGGGCCUUCAACAGAUGAAGGAGCACUACAUGAGGGCUGUUGAGAAAAUCAGAGGUGACAUGCUACGGUACCUUCAGCAGAGUAAAGAGCGAGCAGCGGAGGUGAUCCGUGUCGAGGUGCUGAGAGAGAGGCAGGACACAGCCAGGAAGAUGAGACGCUACUAUCUCACCUGUCUACACGAACUUCUAGAGGACGGGGUGCAGGCCACAGGGGCUGAGAAGAAAAUCAUUAACGUUGCACGUAAGAUGGCAGCCAUGGCCAAAGUGUUGGAGACCCCUACCAAGAGGACGAGGGGAAAGAGCCACAGCUUACCGGGCUCGUCGUUAAAGACCGAGGCAGCUACUGACAGCCAUCCAGGAAAGGCUUCAGGCUCUACCUCUAUUAAAACCCAAUGUCCAGCUAGCCACCUCCCUGAGACCACCAGGUCCGGUCGUGGUGAGGGGAGAACCCUGAAGACCAAGAUGUACUCUGACCUUGACUCCAAAACCUCCUCAGCUGCAGUCAAGACCACCAGGACUACUAGGCCCAUGAGUAAACCCACCCACCAGGAACCCCUGACCAAUGGCAAAGAGAAAGGAGACCCUGCAGACACGGCAGAGAAACCCCAUAUAUCUUCAGGACUCUUCCUCUCACUUCCUCCUCACAAACCCUCUCAUCAGAUUGGUCAAACCUUCCUUGACUUUUACCAUGGUGAUUUUACUAACGUUACUCUAAGGACCCAGACCAGCAGGGAGCUGUACCUGCAGGGGGUGGAGUCUGGGAGACCAGACGAUGACAUCUUCCUGUGUCACCGUAGUAACACUAAAACCUCCCUGGUUCAGGAGUUUCCCGUUAGAGACGGAGGAGGAUUGCGCGAUUGGAGUAUGUCCAGUAAUGUGUCCCAAGAUGGCCGCCACAUCCUCGCACUUAACUCUUACCCAGACAGAAAAAUGGAAACUGAAACCGUUCCCUCUGCGUGGACCUUCUUCAACCGAUGACCUGGGUGAUUUAAGGUAGCCAACUCAGACAUGACAGUUUAUAAAGAGAUCGUCAAUGUCAAUAUUCCGUCCCACACCGCCAAAGCCUUGAAUUUCCCCUGUGUCCCGCCUCAGACCAAAGCUUUGACUCAGUCUGUCCCCAGUAUUUUUUUUGUAUUUUUCUAAAUGUAACCUUUUUAUUUAACUAGGCAAGUCAGUUCUACUACUAGUAGUAGUAGAUCCAGUCACCGAGAGCCUGUCCCUGGCUCUGAGGGGGACCGGCAGAAUCAGAACCAGUUCCAGAACAGGAUGUGUUCUAAAGAGUCUGUUCUCUGAGCUGAAGCUGAGCCAACAACAGGACAGGGGAUUUGACAGUCCGUUCUCUCAUCAGAAAUGACUCAGAGGAGACUGCACGCCUCCUCUACUUUUCAGAAGUGAUAUAAAGGGACGGAAUGGAGUAAGUGAAGAUUAGAGUGAGUCUUGAACUUGUGUUUUGGUUCAUCGUCAUCGUGACUGUGAGGUCAUCGUGACUGUGAGGUCAUCGUGACUGUGAGGUCAUCGUGACUGUGAGGUCAUCGUGACUGUGAGGUCAUCGUGACUGUGAGGUCAUCGUGAGUUCAAGUAAACACCCAGUUAAUGUGUGUUAGGACCAAUAGUUAUCUAUUUUGUGGUGUGCAGUGAAUUUGGCAUUGGAAAAACUGAUGAAAACAUACAACCUUUUGCGACUGGCUUCUAUUCAAUGAUUACCACAGUUCUUCUGUGUGUCUGUGUUUUUUUAAUUUUAUGGAUAGUUAUCUGUACUGAUGUAUUUUAUAUAUCAAGGUGGUGAGAUGUGCUGUGCAUGGAGCAAGCAUAAACUUCUCAAUAAUGUUGCAUUAAUGUAAUUUCUAAUGAAAUGUUUUUCUCUUGUUUUAUCUUACCGAUAAUGACAAUAUUUAGACUUGUCGUUAUCAAGAAUUAUUUUAUUUCUAAGGUGUUCUGUUCACAG
Salvelinus fontinalis (brook trout) is the source of this 2548-nucleotide messenger RNA. RefSeq names its product centrosomal protein of 152 kDa-like. Lineage: Eukaryota; Metazoa; Chordata; Actinopteri; Salmoniformes; Salmonidae. Bases 559 to 1581 code for a protein of 340 amino acids. Gene Ontology annotation, cellular component: centrosome. Gene Ontology annotation, biological process: centriole replication. The transcript is spliced from 4 exons. The record is from RefSeq and is a predicted model, not a curated record.